GUAUUCUAGGUUUGUAUCUAUUUUAAAGGUGUCUAGUCUUAACUAAUUCGUUGAUUUAUUGACCUAAAUGUAUUGAUUUAUUGACCGGUCUUAACUCGCAUUAUACAGACCUCUUGAGAGACCCUUACCAACGUCAGAGUGCGGUCGCGUUCACACCCAAUCAAAGCCGAGUAUAGCUCCUCGAAACAACACACUUUGGCGUUAAUUGGAUGCCUGGUUUGUCACUCAUAAUUUAGGGCGUUGAUGAACGAAAGGCCACACAUGAGAAUUGUUAGUGCUAUCCGAGAUCCUUGGGACAUAACCUUUAACUCUUACCAUUUUACAUGUCACCUUCAAUUGGGGCCACAUCAAUGUCGUGACGUGCCAAGGAUCCCGAAUAGCGUUACGCCAAAUGAUAAUAGCAUGCGUUUGUACUACUGUUAGCUAGCUGUCAACAGCAGUCGAUAGGAAGAGUUAGACUAACGUUUAUAUAGCUACAGUUUUAUAUAAAAAAAUGACAAUCGCAUGUUAAAUAUGCAAUAUCUCGUUACCAGAUGUGCAAGGGCAUUGCGGAUGUAUUAUCCUGAACUGGUGCCCAGCGUGACUGUUCUGUACUCUGAUAUCGAAAAUAUUCCCAUCGGUGAAGUAAUUUAGUGCUCCUACAACCACAAAACAACCAUGGAUACCUACGUAGCCAUCCAUGGCAAGAACAUAUCCCACAAUCCCCUCUCCUCCUCCCAAGCCAUGUCUAUCGACAAGCUCUUCCCGGCUCUCCUGGAGUGUUUUGGGAUCAUCCUGUGUGGAUACAUCGCCGGUAGGACAGACAUAAUCACCUCCUGUCAAGCUAAAGGAUUAGGGAACUUUGUGUCUAAAUUCGCCCUCCCGGCGCUGCUCUUCAAGAACAUGGUUCUGUUGGACUUUAAUAACGUGAUCUGGUCGUUCCUGUGGAGUAUCCUGAUAGCCAAGGUGUCGGUGUUUGUCCUGGUGUGUGUUCUGACACUAGCCGUGGCCAGUCCGGAGAGCAGGUACAGCAAGGCAGGACUCUACUCCAUCUUCGCUACGCAGAGCAACGACUUCGCCCUGGGGUAUCCCAUUGUGGACGCCCUGUACAGGAACACAUAUCCAGAGUACCUGCAGUACAUCUACCUGGUGGCUCCUGUCUCCCUGAUGUUCCUCAAUCCCAUAGGAUUUGCCUUCUGUGAGAUCCAGAAGUGGAAGGACCACCCAGAGAGACAGCAGGGCAAGUUGCAGAUCGUCAGAGUGGUGCUGCUGCAGGUACUGAAGAACCCGAUAGUGUUCAUGGUGGUGGUCGGGAUCGUGUCCCACUUUGCCCUGGGCCAGAGGAUCCCUGCUGUGAUGGAGGAGUUUGUGGAUGGCCUGGCCAACUCCUUCGGAGGAGCAGCUCUCUUCUACCUGGGACUAUCUAUGGUGGGACAGGUGGGCAAACUCACCAGGUCUACUGGAGUAGCCCUUAUCCUGCUCAUCACUGCCAAACUGCUGGUGAUGCCUCUCAUCUGUAAGGACAUGGUCGACCUGCUGGACUCUACAGGUUCCAACAGCAGCAGUCUGAACCACUCCAGCCUGUCCAACUAUGCCUUUCUCUACGGGGUGUUCCCCCCUGCUCCCAGCGUAGCCAUCUACGCAUCACAGUACAACAUGGAGCUGGACGUGGUGACGUCAGGGAUGGUGAUCAGCACGUUCCUGUCUGCCCCCAUCAUGUACGUGUCAGCCUGGCUCCUGACCAUCCCCCUGAUGAACCCCAAGCCACUGGUCACUGAGCUGCAGAAUGUCAGCUUCAACAUCAGCAUCGUCAGCCUGGUCGCACUGGUGUGGACCAUCGCUGUCAUUCUCCUCAGUAAGAAGUUCAAGAGGCUCCCACACAUGUUUUCUAUGAACCUCUUCCUGGCACAGUUCCUAGUGUGUGUCGGUAUGAUCCUGUGGAACUUCGUAGUGAAGCAGGAGGACAUCUUGGGACAGGUGUUGACAUUCACACUGCUCUAUGGGUCACUCUACAGCACAUAUGUCUGGACUGGUCUCAUUCCUCUCUGUUUGGUUCUGACCAAGAAGGACAAUUUUCUGAGGAUUCCACCUUGGGUCUUCAUGGUCUUUGGCUGGGGCAUACCGUUCCUCAUCCUUGGAGGUCUGCUCCUGGCAGGAGAGAGGAUGCCUGAUACUGUAGACUCUGCCUUCUUCUAUGGCAGGGCUCAGAUCAUCAGUACUGCUGUAGUAGUCUCCUGCAGCAUCUUGGUAGGUGGUUUCUCUCUGAUGGGUCUCAGCCAGGGCACCAAGGAGAACCAGAACUACCAAGUCCUGGAGAGAGCCUCCAACACAGGUACUAUGGAGGACCUGAGGCCCCCUGGACACCAGGAGGACCAGAACUACCAAGCCCUGGAGAGAGCCUCCAACACAGGUACUAUGGAGGACCUGAGGCCCCCUGGACACCAGGAGGACCAGACCCCCUCACUGGAGCCCUCAGCACCAGAGACCAGCAACAACAGUGACUGUUGUAGCUGUACACAGCCCGUGCCCGACAUGAUCAACGACGCCACCAGGAACGACACUCCCACGUCUCUAACAGGCCAGUGUGGGGCGCUGUGUGAAACCCAGCAGCAGCAGUGUAGUCCACCGGUCCAGGAUGACAGACAGCUGGUCAGACACGUCCUGUUGUGUCUACUCCUCAUAGUUUCCUUGCUGGCUAACCUGUCCAGUUGUCUAUGGUGGUUGUUCAACCAGGACCCUGGUAGACUGUACCUGGAGCUGCAGUUCUUCUGUGCUGUGGCCAACUAUGGACAGGGCUUCAUUUCGUUUGGUAUCUUUGGCCUGGACAGGCAUCUGAUCAUUCUGCCAUUCAAGAAGAGGUUAGUGAGCCUAUGGCAGGGCAGGGAGAGUGAAGAGGAGCCCCCCUCUGUGGUUCCAGAGGAGAUCAGGCUGACCUGCACUCAGUUCGUCCGCUAUCAUAAAGACCAGUGUGUUCAGGACAUAGUGCCCAUCAGAAGGUGUGAGGGAGAGAGGGUUCAGGAGAGGGAGCGCUCCAGGGAGAGACCUGGUCAGGGGACUUAUCCUCCAUCCCAGGCCCAGACUCAGGCCACUUUCCUGGGCAGUGAUCUAGUGGACUGGCUGGUGAGGGUGGGUCUGGCCCGGGACAGGGGGGAAGCCCAGCUCUAUGGGGCUCAGCUCCAGCAAGGAGGGAUACUGCAACACCUCACACACCAGUUUGGCUUCAGGGACGACACCCUCCUACACUACCGCUUCACCGAGAGGAGCUGGACGCCACCGAUGGAGAGAAACAGCAUUAUGCCUCCUGUGGCCAUGUAAUGUUCCCAGAGAGGGAGGGAGGAGGGGGAUUACUAUUCAGCAGUAUGCCUCCUGUGGCCAUGUAAUGUUCCCAGAGAGGGAGGGAGGAGGGGGGGAUUACUAUUCAGCAGUGUUGUUGUCAAGUCACUAAACCUUGACUCCUAAGUCCUAAACCUUGACUCCUAAGUCCUAAACCUUGACUCCUAAGUCAUGGAUUAGAAUAUUACAACACUGCUAUUCAGUGAGAUGAAAUGUUCAGAUGGAAAUAUAAUGAGAUAGAGCUGACACCAUUUAGCAUUCCCAUUUCCACAGAUCAGACAAUCAUAUCUGUUCUGUGUCAUACAUUUCUAUCUGAACAUUUCUGUAACGUUUGCACCCUCCUGAAUGAACCCAAUAAGAAAGAAAGAUGGUGGGCUUCAUCCAGGCUCUGAUCAAGAGUAGUGCACUAUGAAGGGAACAGGGCUCUGGUCAAGAGUAGUGCACUAUGAAGGGAACAGGGCUCUGGUCAAGAGUAGUGCACUAUGAAGGGAACAGGGCUCUGGUCAAGAGUAGUGCACU
Messenger RNA from Oncorhynchus tshawytscha (Chinook salmon), 3831 nucleotides. RefSeq names its product integral membrane protein GPR155-like. Bases 658 to 3294 code for a protein of 878 amino acids. Gene Ontology annotation, biological process: transmembrane transport; G protein-coupled receptor signaling pathway; intracellular signal transduction. Gene Ontology annotation, molecular function: G protein-coupled receptor activity. NCBI's taxonomy places the organism in Eukaryota, Metazoa, Chordata, Actinopteri, Salmoniformes, Salmonidae. The transcript is spliced from 17 exons. The record is from RefSeq and is a predicted model, not a curated record. Gene Ontology annotation, cellular component: membrane.